Molecule: messenger RNA, 3046 nt
Organism: Vollenhovia emeryi
Lineage: Eukaryota; Metazoa; Arthropoda; Insecta; Hymenoptera; Formicidae
Product: transcription factor Sp2-like
Exons: 3
Coding region: 180-2525 (781 amino acids)
Molecular function (GO): DNA-binding transcription factor activity, RNA polymerase II-specific; RNA polymerase II cis-regulatory region sequence-specific DNA binding
Source: RefSeq, a predicted model, not a curated record
GAAAAGAAAAGGGAAACGAGCGCGCCGCCGAUGGCGCGCGGGAUCGCGGGCUGCUACGCGGAUCGCGGUCGCCGUGGUGCACAUUUCGUCGGGGCCGCGAAUCAUGACGCUGACCCCGAGUCGCUCGUGACGAGUCGCUAUCCUCAAGGCCCCACGCUAAUCCGCUCGUACCUGUUGACAUGGUGAAGAUGGCAUAUGCACCACUCUCCAGGCUCGUAUCCAGAGACACGAUGUCCAGCAUAUGCCCGAUUAACAUAAAGCCCACCUUGUCUGAGGUGUUGGAAUCAGACUCGGUGAAACGGCUUUUCAAUCAACCAAACCUCGUCAUUAAGACAACACCUUUCAAACCAUUGGCCGAGGUAUCCGACGAGGGUACGCCCUGGCAUAAGAAGAACGGUGUGAGUACAAUGUUAAAUUACACAAGACCAUCCGAACUGUCGGUAGUCUCCGUCAGGACGGCGGAGGAGGAGAAGGAAGACGCCAAUCUGCUACCUUCGAAAAUAGAGCAUAAGAAAUCGGAGAUAGUUCUCUUUCCUAUUAAAAAGAAAUUGUGCGGUCAUUACGAGCCGUGCGAAAAUAUCGUUUGCGACGUGACGCUGCAGCAGUAUGCGGACAAGGAUGGCGUAUCGCCCAUGUUAGCGCUGAGCAUAGAAGAGAACGAGAUAAACGCGCCGGUUGAAAAGCACUGCGGAAACGAGAGUUGCGACGCGUUGAGCAUCGACCACAAUCGCUGCCGCCGGGCGAUAAUAAAGUUACACAGGUGCGACAGAUCGCACGCGUGCGACAUUUGCGGAGUAACGUUUAAGGAAUGGAUACCUCGGAUAUACCACGGGAAUUGCACGCGGAAGAAAGAGUACGUUCACAACAACGUGAACAGAUGGCAUUUGCAGAAGGAGCGGAUGCGCAUGCGGGAAUUGCAGAUCCUGGAAAACGCGAGGAUGAAGAGGCAUGAUUACUCGGAUCCCGCGAAAGCGAUAGAGACGCUGCGAAGAAACGAGGAGCUGAUAAUCAUUCCGCAAGGUGUAUCUAGUCAACGACCGAUUGUCAUCGCGACCUCGGUACCUAGCACUCAAUUGAUCAGCCCGAAUCUGAUUAACGCUCAAUCCGUCAAAAUUAAUUCGCAGUUGACCACGAAUAUGUUCGGAGGCGGGCCCCUCGCCAUUUCAUCGCAGAGCCUCGGCAGCGCGUUGUCUUCGGAGGGCAAAGUAAUGUCGACAAGUCGAGUGAGGUUUUCAAAUUUGCAACAAAAUUCCCACGUGGGAUCCACUUUGUUUCCGGCUGCAGUUCAAGCUCGAACUCGGGUACCAGCUUCAGCCUCGGCUCCAGCUCUAACUCUAACGCUAACUUCAGUUCCAACUCCAGUUGCAACUUCAUCUCCAGCUUUAGCACCAGUUCAAACUGUAACUCUAGCUUUAGCUCCAAGUUCAGCUCCAGCUCCAGCCCCAACUCCAGCUGUAGCUUCAGCUUCAGCUUCGACUUUAACUCUGACUCUAGCCCAAAAUUCGGCUACAGUUCCACCUCUAGUUCCAGCUCCGGUUGCAGUUCCACCUCUAAUUCCAACUUCGGCUCCCGCUCCUGUUACCACUUCCUCAUCUGCUCCGGUUGCAUCUUCGCCUAAACAAUACAUUCGUCUCGCAGUUUCGCCUCAAACUACCACUGUUCAGCCUAUAGCGAUAAACAAUUGGAUUGUAUCACCAGCGCACAUUUUGACGACCAUGCCCGAUCAGUCUAAAACGUUCUUGGCGCCGGUACGCGUGGUGCCUAUAGCCAACUUGAUAAGCCCGCCGUCGUUGUUACAUCGUACGCAGGGUAUCCCAAAGUUCUGCAUUGUUGCAAAAAAUAUGGUUACACCGGCAACUGCUCCGAAAUCACCGUCCGUUCAAUCCCUAGUUAAUGCAGCCGCCGUUAUUGGUCCUAAGCAAGUAGCCAAUUCGAAUAUUCCGAUACGCAAUCCCACGUCAAAAGUGCGCAAAGCAUCGAAGUUGAAAGCGAAGAAGAAAUUCUUAUGCGUCUACUGCUCGAAAGUUAUCACCACUGAUUGGUACUUCAAGAUGCAUGUGGCGAAGCACAAGGGCGAGAAACUCUUCUUCUGCAACUUUUGCGACGAGUCCUUCAGCAAUACUUACGACAUGAGAAAGCACGUAACUAAUAAACACACCGGUCAGAAGGAGCUUGCGUGCGACAAGUGCAAUUAUACUUGCACGUCACUUGAUUCUUUCAAAAGUCAUAUCCGAACACACGCGAUAGGUCUCAAUAAAGCAGACGUCCAAUCGAAAAAGCAAAGAAGGUUGAAACUCUCGGAAGAUAAAAUAAGCCGUAAAUUAAUUCGUAACUCAUACAGAAGAAUAGUAAAAAGGGCGAGAUGCGAGGAUACAGCCGACAGUCCGAAUAAACGCGCCGAGAAGCAUAAUAAAUUGACAAUUAACAUAGGUGGCAAUGCGAAGAAAGAAUUUAAUUUCGUUUCGGUGAAAGAAAUUGUCGAACCUGAAAAUUUCCAACAAGAAUCUGCUAUCACAUCGAGAUAAACCGUGCAAUAUGUUUUACUUUUGACAUACAAACUAUUUCGCCAAAUAUAGUUCGUUAGACAGUUGUUUGUGUGCAAGAAGAUAAAUAUGUGGAGAAGAGCAAUUUCGUUGUGCAACCAAAAAGCGUUAAAUGUAAAAUGUUAAUAUGUGUGUAAUGGGUGAAGCAUAACUUGGGUAAAAAGAAUUUAAUGUUCUGAUUUCAAAAUAAUGAUUGUGCUCUUGAAUUCAUCGUGCAGCCUAAUAAUAGAGUGUAUGUGAAUCUCAUCGGUGUAGAUAUCUCUUGAUUUACACAGUCACACUUUCAACUAUUGUGUAAAUAAACACCGCGAUGAAUCUGAACUGCCCAGAUUUUUUUUUCGCGAAUGUAACAUUUGAAACUCUACUUUUACCGCAAUAAUUUACCGCAAUUAUCGUCUGAUAAUUGUAACGAUUUGUAAUUCGGUUACGUUUACACUAAUAAUUUUUUUACAUUCCUAUAUUAGAUACAAAAUAUGUAUAUAUUAUAUGUAUGUAACAUAUGC